Chiroxiphia lanceolata (lance-tailed manakin) is the source of this 7980-nucleotide messenger RNA. It is a transcript of the gene RBM12, whose product is annotated as RNA binding motif protein 12. Gene Ontology annotation, molecular function: RNA binding. Lineage: Eukaryota; Metazoa; Chordata; Aves; Passeriformes; Pipridae. Gene Ontology annotation, cellular component: ribonucleoprotein complex; nucleoplasm. The record is from RefSeq and is a predicted model, not a curated record. Gene Ontology annotation, biological process: regulation of RNA splicing.
CUUGUUAUUUUACCAACUAACACAUAGAUGGAAGUAGUAGUAUUGUCAUCUUUUACACUUUUUUGUCAGUGUAACAUCAACAUUUCUAAAGAUAUUUCUGUGAAGACAUAAGCAUGCUCUUAAGGCUCAUCAGAUGAGUUGAAUCAGGUUGACUGUCGGCAGCCUGUUAUUCUCCAUUUUUGAUUUCAACUUGCUAAUGGGGAUGGAAUGUCCAUAGUGCACCUCUAGGAUUUUGUGCUUCCAGGAAUAUAUCAAACACACAAACCAACAACAAAACCCACUUUUCCCUCCAAGUCCCCUUUUGCACCAGGAGGAAAGCAGGCAGCCUGAGGACACCUCUGACAGCCCAACAGAAAGCCUUCAGUGCCCGCUGGACGGGCGUGCGGCCCGUGCUGUGUCUGAAGUUGAUGUUGCCUCUGCAGGUGUUGGUCUUUGCAAGUGAGCAGUGGAAUAUUUGACCAGGCUUUGCAUUUUCAGUACUUGGAAAAUUUGACUGAGUGUGUUAUUGCCUCCUAAGUGCAUUUUGGAAAAAAUCUGUUUGUGUUUAAAAAUGUAAAACUUGGCCCUUUUGGUCCUUGAGAUUUUUCUUUAGGUCACAGAAGCAACACUACUACUCUAUUUAAGCACUGAAAUCUUGAGAAAAUUGAAGCAGUUACAUGUUGACAGGAUAUUCCUUUGCCAAAAAUAUUUGAUGAGUCAAGUCCUUAAAAUUCUUUUUAUUCAGACCAUGAUACUGUCAGCUCUUGCUUAAUAGCAAGCUUUUGCUUAAUGUUCUGCAUGGAACUAACUGCACUGAAGUCAUUGCAGCUAGUUUUUUUUAGUGACCAUAUCCCUAAGCAGCUCUUUGGAUUUUUUUGUCAAUAGUGAUUUAGUGGACCCAAAAAGAGCACUUGGUAGCAAAACUUCAAGGACUCUCUUAGCAUUUACCAUAAAGUUUUGAAUUAUCCCAGACUACUUGAACUCUUUUGUCACUUUAUCUGUUAAUUUGUCUUCUGGGCUGGGUUCAUGAAAUCAUUUGUAAAUGUAGUUAUCUAGUAGGUGUCAGUUCUGAUAAAGAAUAUAAGAUGUUCUAAACCAGCAGACCUGAGUACACACACCUCCCCAAGUUACCCUUGUUCAACCAACAGCCAUACCAGAUUGUCCUCCCUUUUGCAUUAGUAAGGAAAUAACUAAAAGUAGUCUCCCAUUUAAUACAAGAAACUUCAAAUGUCUUAACUACCAAUACAUAAAAAUUUCUACAACUAAUUUCUAUAUAUAAUAGGUAAUAGAAAAAAAUGUAAACCUCUUAGCAAGAUUUGCACUUGGUAGUAUUUCAGUGUCAAAAGUAUAGGUGCAAAGCCAGGGAUGCUUUUAUACUGCUUGCUUGCCUCAGAAUCAUCUAAUUCAAAAGCCAUCCUGUAGCACAACAAAUAAAGCUUGGGCUUACCGUGCCCUUUGGUGUGGCUUCUGUAAAGGAAGCAGAAUUUUCAUUUUAACUUUAGUUUCAGAGAUUGCCAUCAAUUGUGGCAAAUUUAAAAUAAAUCUACAGAAUCCUUGUAAAACUGCUUUUUAAAACAGUGCAAAAAGUCUUAGAUGCUUUCUUAGAUGUUUACGUAGCAUAGAUAGUUCUUAUUUGGCCUCUUGUGGUUUUUUUCACAUGGGCCAGUUAUUUUGGUUGUUGGAAAAUGAUUGGGCAAUGAAUUUUAUUUUCGAGUUAAAUGUAACUGCCACUAUGAAAGAUAAAGACAAGGAUGUUGCUUCUGUUACCUGACUGUGGAGAUGGGCAAGUUGCUUUCAAAAGAAUUAACCCUGAGGCUUAGUGGAUAUUGCCCUUUCUGUUGCUGUCUUCCCUUGGGGGAAUAGAGGUUUUCUUAGCAGUGGAUUUUUUGUUUCUUUAAAUGUUUGCAUUGUGAGUUCCAGUCUCUGUCUCAGGAUGGUGCAGUAAGGAAUUGGAUGUUCAUGCACAGCGGCCAGAGCAGCAGAGCUGAUUUGGUGUGAACAGGCUUGUUUGCUGUUUCUUUGAGGAAGAAAGGUCCUCGACACUUCUCUGGUGUCAGCCAGUUGGGGGGCAGUGCCGUGGAAUACCCCAGAAUGUGGCUUGAAUUCAUUAGUAUGUUGAAGGGGUUAGCUCUGGUUUAUUGGUCAACAAAAUAAAAUACUUAAGGACCCAAUUUAGUAAUCUGAAGUUCCAUCAUGCAAACAGAAGAACUGCUUCUUCACCCUGUAGAAGAAUUGUUACUCUUGUUUUCAUUAAGUGCUGACUUCGGCAUUGCCUGGUUAAAUUGUGGCUUUACUUAGUCAUUCAAGACAUGGCUACUUUAAAGCGAUUGGAAGAGCUGGGCAGGCAAAUGGAGCUGACUUAUGGAUUGGACUGUGUGCUGGGAUAUGAUGCUUAGCUGAACGUGAGUUACUGGGAGAUAGUUACUGAUUGUAGUUGGUCAGAGCUUUGGUAAUGGCCAGGAGUCUUUGAUGCGUGACCUUGUGGUGUUGCAAUUGGACAUCUGGUUGGACUUGAUCAUUAAAGGUCUUUUCCAACUUAAACAGUUCUGUGAUUCUAUGAUCUGGUUCGUCCUUGAUUUCAAGUGCUUAGUUAACACCAUUCCUAUGUGACUAAUGGGAGCCUUGGAGAUCUUCCAUAAACUACUGAACCGGCUUGUACUUAGGAAGUUGAGAAGUUUCAGAGAUGAAGUGGCUCAGGUGAAACAAGGUGCUACUGCUGACGGUUUAGGCUGAGAGACUUCUGAACUGGUGAACCCUGCUAAUAUAAAUAUAAUGCUUUCAGCCUGCACGGAAAGUUUGUCUAGAAAAAGUGACAAUUGUCUAGUAUCCUGUUUGUCUUCAACUUCUGAUAUGACCUCAGGCUUCUGUGGAAUUUGUACAAGGUAACUGUCCAGAUCUUGCUGUUAAGCAUUGAUCUUAAGCUUCCACUAACGUCAGCUGCAGAGGUAAAAGUCAUUUUCUUGUGCCUGAGACAGAAGGUGUCAUGUGCUAGACAGAAUUCUGUCUGCAACUACUGAAAAAAUUAGACCUUGUUUUUGGAAGCUGUAAAGGCCAAAUAUCUAGUCAGGAUAUGCAUAGAUUUAAUCUAAUUUAGGUGAGGUGUGUAUAGUCUCAAAAUGGCUGGGGCUAGUUUAUAACAGUUAGCAAGCUACAGGUCCCCUGGACCCUUUUCCUUUGCUAGGAAUCAAACAUCAGGUCCGUAGGAUACAGUCAGGAUGUCUUGUAUGUCUCACUGUUCCUAGUUGUCCAUAUUGGGAUUUUGUUCAUAACCAGCCUGAUCUUACAUUUCUAGUUGUUUUCACUUGGCAGGAGAUAAAAUCCCUCCCCAAAUGAAAGGGAGCUGUUUCUUUCCCAUAGCUGUGCAGAAUUUUGCAGUCACUUUGUCAGGUGUGUGUGGUUUCAGCGCAGCAUGGCUGUGGUCAUCCGCUUGCAAGGUCUCCCGAUUGUGGCGGGGACCAUGGACAUUCGCCACUUCUUCUCUGGAUUGACCAUUCCCGAUGGGGGCGUGCAUAUUGUAGGGGGUGAACUGGGUGAGGCUUUCAUCGUUUUUGCCACUGAUGAAGAUGCAAGGCUUGGUAUGAUGCGCACAGGUGGUACCAUUAAAGGGUCAAAAGUAACGCUGUUGCUGAGCAGUAAAACUGAAAUGCAGAACAUGAUAGAACUCAGUCGUAGGCGUUUCGAAACUGCCAAUCUAGAUAUGCCACCAGCAAACGCGAGCAGGUCGGGACCACCACCUAGUUCUGGAAUGAGUGGCAGGGUUAACUUACCUACUACUGUACCUAACUUUAAUAAUCCUUCUCCUAGUAUAGUAACUGCUUCUACUACAGUGCACGAGAGCAAUAAAAACAUAUCCACAUUUUCUACUGCCAGUAUGGGGAGUGCACCUCCAAAUAUUGGGAGUACCUUUGGUAGUCCAACAUUUAGCUCAACUAUACCUAGCACAGCAUCCCCAAUGAACACAGUACCUCCUCCACCAAUCCCUCCUAUCCCAGCUAUGCCAUCUUUGCCACCUAUGCCUUCUAUUCCCCCCAUACCUGUUCCACCUCCUGUACCCACACUGCCUCCUGUUCCUCCAGUUCCUCCGAUUCCCCCCGUGCCCCCUGUACCUCCAAUGACACCUCUGCCUCCCAUAUCAGGAAUGCCUCCUAUGAAUCCUCCACCUGUAGCACCCUUACCCACUGGAAUGAAUGGGUCUGGAGCAGCAGUGAAUAUGAACAGCGGCUUGAAUCCAUUGUUUAUUGGUCCCAUGAAUCCUGUAAAUCCUAUCCAGAUGAAUUCUCAAGGUAGUGUCAAGCCAAUUCCAAUCAAUCCUGAUGAUUUGUAUGUCAGCGUUCAUGGAAUGCCCUUUUCUGCAACAGAAUCUGAUGUGAAAGACUUUUUCCUUGGGCUCCGUGUGGAUGCAAUCCAUAUGCUGAAGGAUCAUGUAGGUCGAAAUAAUGGAAAUGGACUAGUUAAGUUUUUUUCUCCUCAAGAUACAUUUGAAGCACUGAAGCGAAACAGAAUGCUGAUGAUUCAGCGCUAUGUUGAAGUUAGUCCUGCAACAGAGAGACAGUGGGUGGCUGCUGGAGGCCACAUAACUUUCAAGCAAACCAUGGGUCCCUCUGGGCAGGCACAUCCUCCUCCCCAGGCUCAUCCUAGGUCCAAAUCUCCCAGUGGGCAGAAAAGGUCACGGUCGAGAUCUCCCCACGAGCACGGUUUCUGUGUUUAUUUGAAAGGUCUCCUUGAAUCAGAGAACAAACAUGUGAUAGAUUUUUUUAAAAAGCUGGAUAUAGUUGAAGACAGCAUUUAUAUAGCUUAUGGACCUAAUGGGAAGGCAAUCGGAGAGGGGUUUGUUGAGUUCAGAAAUGAAGCUGAUUAUAAAGCGGCUUUGUGUCAUCAUAAGCAGUACAUAGGGAAUCGCUUUAUUCAGGUUCAUCCAAUUACUAAAAAGGCAAUGUUAGAAAAGAUAGAUAUGAUUCGUAAACGAUUGCAGAACUUCAGCUAUGACCAGAGAGAAAUCCUGAUGAGCGAGGGAGAACCAGGCCUGCCAAAAUUGUGUGCACAUAUAUCUAAUAUUCCAUACAACAUAACAAAAAUGGAAAUCCUUCAGUUUCUAGAGGGACUGGCAGUAGAAGAAAACUCUGUACAAAUUCUUGUUGAUAAUAAUGGGCAAGGUUUAGGACAAGCACUGGUUCAGUUUAAAGCUGAAGAUGAUGCUCGUAAGGCAGAGCGUUUGCAUCGUAAAAAACUGAAUGGAAGAGAUGUUAAUUUGCGUUUGAUAACUGUAGAAGAAAUGAGAGAUAUUGAGAGAAACCCACCAUCUCAAGGGAAAAGAUCUGAAAUCCCGAUCCAAGGAAACGCGGCUGUGCCGGGAGCGCCGGGCCCUGGUGGGGAUGAGCAUGCCUUCCUGGGGGGAAAUGCUAAAGAAGCAAACAAUGGUCCUCCCUUCAACUUCCCUGGUAACUUCAGUGGGUCUGGCACAUUCGGUCCCCCUCUGCCACCUCCCGGAAUAGGUGGCUUUCCUGACUCUAGACCAGGAAUACCUGCAGUUGCAGCUAGUAGUUUACCUGGUGCAGGUAUUGAGGUGCCAGCUUUUGCAGGUGGUCCUGCUAAUUUGAGUGGGCCGGCAGGUUUUGCAGGGGGUCCUCAGGCGUUUGGUAAUGGUCCUGGCAAUUUAAGUGGGCCCCCUGCCUUUGGUGCUGGUCCUCCAGGAAUUGCUGGUGGUCUUGGACAUUUAGGUGGACCUCCAGGGUUUGGACCCGGACCAGGAAACAUACAUAUUAGUGGACCCCCAGGUUUUGGAACAGGCUCUGGGAAGCCAGGGCCAACUGUCAUCAAAGUGCAAAAUAUGCCCUUUACGGUUUCGGUUGAUGAAAUUUUGGAUUUUUUUUAUGGUUACCAAGUGAUCCCUGGUUCAGUAUGCUUAAAAUACAAUGAGAAGGGCAUGCCCACUGGAGAAGCAAUGGUUGCAUUUGAAUCUCGUGAUGAAGCUAUGGCAGCUGUUGUUGAUUUAAAUGACAGACCUAUAGGCUCCAGAAAAGUAAAACUUGUUUUAGGGUAGCUGUUCAUCUGAAGUAGUUGUAGAAUAGAUAUUCGUAGUGCUGUGAUAAAUGCAUCUGGAUUGGUUUUUAUAGUAUUUCCAGGAUAGAACCUGUGGAUUGUUUAAAUUGUACAACAGAUUGGUUUUGAUAAGACAGAGCACUGGGUUAGCCAUGACAUGACAAACACUGUGAGGAGAGAUGUGCAGUGGAUUUUCCCCAUGCAAAUAUGCGGAGAAACUGGACAGAUUCUUAUUCAACAUAGAAGUUUGGUGAACUCUCCUGGACACAGUGCUUAUUGGAACCCGGGAUGGGUUUGACAUAGUUUUGGAUAAGGGAAAUAGGUGAAGUCAGUGAAGCUCUUCAGUGGGUGCUCUUGUAAGCCAUUGUAAAAUAGAUAGCUAUUUCUAGAUUUGGUUAAAAGCUGGCUGAAUUUGCUUUGUUUACAGGUCAAAGCUUUGUUUAAAGUCCUGAUUUUAUUCUGCAACUGAAUUCUCAGUGUACACAGAUUAAUUGUUUUGUCUAUGUAUCUUUAUUUUUUCCAAGAUUUUCACUGUAUGAACAGUUGAAUUAUGCCCUUUGCUGAUGUGUCUACCAAACUAAUUCCUAUGAGUAUGAGCAGAAUCGUUCUGUAAAAUUCAAGCUGUUCUUUGUGGUAUAACCUUUAGUUAUUUAUAUAUUGCAAUUAUAACUGUGCAGAAUAAGACUUUUGCCACAAGUAUAGCUAACCUCAAACAUAAAUCAUAUGAGUUUUAUAGUACACUUAAAACAUUUCCAGUUGAAAAUAAUCAUUAUUGUUUAAGUAGCUUGAUUUGUUAGGAUCAUACGAAUCAGUUGGGAAGGGAUCUUUGACACUAGUUGGAUAUUGAUGUUGUAUUUCUCAUGUGUCUCUUGAACUCCUAACAUAGCGUCUCUGUUAAGAGAACCAAAGUGGUGAUUAUUAGUUGAAGAUUGGAGUCCAGAUAAAGUUUUCAAUUAGGUUAUAAUGAAGGAAACUUUUAUCUUCAGCAACUCUGUUGUGAAUUACUGCUGUGGGUGAAUUCAGAGAUAAAAUUUAUUUUUCUCCAAAACUUGAAAAUACUGAGUUUACUAUAUAUUUUUGCAAUAAAGUUGUGCUGUUGUAUUCAAAGUCUGUAAAGAGUUGCCAUUUUCUUUGUUGUGCAGUGAAGCCUUCCAUGGAAAAACAGAGAAAUGGAAAGGGAGUAAUUACUCAAGUAAAAAGUAGAAUUUCUUUGGUUCAUCCUUGCUUGGCUUAUGAUAAAUUUUAAGACUUGGGUAUUGCCUGGAAAAAAUCCUGCUAUUCCCUGCAAAUCAUUGUACUUAAACAUAGUAAAGUUUAAACUGUUUUGGUUUUUUUUUGACAAAGAAAAACAGUGCCUUUUGGUGUUGCAUAUCAUGGAACACUGAAGUGUAUGGGCAGGCAAAAUUGAGAGGUGCAAGUGGCAACAGUUUUAUUCAUGUGGUGUGUAGGAGAGAUUUGCAAACCUGUGCAGCGCUGCAUCCCGAGAGGAUUUCCCAGUACAGGAAUCUGUGGAAGGAUUGUAUAAAGGUGUACUUCAAUAAAGAGGCGGUUGCAUUACACAGAUGCUUCUGUAAUUCAUUAGCAUAAUUUUCUUUUGACAGAUUACUAGGUGGUCCCACCUUCUGAAAAGUCAUGUGAUUUGUAUAUACUGUUUAAAAUUAAGCCUCCUGUUAAUAAAACUGUCUGUCUCUGAAGCUCCAUGUUAUGCGUUUCAACAGUCUUUGGGAGUAAUGUUUCAACAGCAGAUCUUUGUUUCUUUUUUUUUUUCCCCCCAAAAGUCUGAAAGUACUCUUGCUGAUGUCAGAAAGAUGUGUGAUUAGGAGUCAAGUCUUUCAGUUUCUUUUUAAAAUUUUGCUCUUUGUUUUUUAAGCAACUUUUAUUAAAGUUUCAUACUAUAUUGGAGUUAUUUGGGUGCUUGUUUUUUCAUGUUUCACAUUAGAAUAAAAUUACUGAAAAGGAAAA